CCUAUGCAAGAAUCACAGGCCCCAACAAGAGAAAAAACCAAUAUUCUUCAAGAAAAACAACCAUAAAAGAAAAAACUGUCAAAGCGGGCUGUUAUUUCUCUUUGUUUGGUUCACCUGAAAUAUUAUAAAGUCAUAAUAUUUGAAAACGAACAACGUUGUUGUUAAGUUCACAAAGCCGGCUGAAUUCUUUACUUAUCAUUCUACUGUUGUAGAGCGAUCAGAAGCAGGUGAGUGAUUAUGGUGAAGAAGACGGUGUUGAAGGUUGAUAUCAAUUGUCUGAAAUGCAAAAGGAAGCUGAUCAAGACUGUUUCUUCCCUUGAAGGGGUGGAUAAAAUUGAAGCUGAUGAAGGGAAGGGUACGUUGACCGUGACAGGGGAUGCAGACCCAUAUGAAAUAAUAGUUCGCAUAAGGAAAGCUGGCAAACAUGCUGAAGUUGUGAGUAUUGGGCCUCCUCCGGCCCCUCCUCCCAAACAAGAUGCUCAGAAGAAACCCCAAGAAAAUAAAAAGCCCGAAGAAAAGAAGAAGCCCGACCCAGUGAAGCAAGACCAAAAAUCUCCUGAUCAGCCCUAUAUGCAGAUGCCAUAUUACUAUCCACCACCACAACACCAACCACUAGCGGUGGUAUACAUGAACAGAUACGAGGACCCCAAUCCAUCUUGCACUAUAUUGUGAUUUGUCACCACUCACGACUGCGCAAUGCUCAUUCUCCUGGAAAUGACAAUAAAGUGAAACACAAAAUGGAAUGGGACAGAUUUCAAAUUUCAGCCAAAUAUCAGAAAAAGGAGCUAGAGAAACGUAUAAAAGGCCCAGCCUGUGGGGAAAUUUAGAGAAUUGUGUUGGCUAAUUUUGAGGAAGAAUUAUUUUUGUUUUAGGAUUUGUUGAGACUGUAUCUGUUAAUGGUUAAAAAAGUACUUGUUUGCCAAUUAUGUGUUAACACUUGGAACAGGUACACAGUUUUAACUCUUACUCUUGGGUACUAAUUAUUGUUUUUCCACAUUUAUUUGAGCAUGCUAUAUUUCAUGUGCGUAUAUGGUAAAUUUGAUUAUUUUCCUGCAUAUAAUACA
Molecule: messenger RNA, 1064 nt
Organism: Cajanus cajan (pigeon pea)
Lineage: Eukaryota; Viridiplantae; Streptophyta; Magnoliopsida; Fabales; Fabaceae
Product: heavy metal-associated isoprenylated plant protein 2
Molecular function (GO): metal ion binding
Source: RefSeq, a predicted model, not a curated record